This is a messenger RNA of Mercurialis annua (annual mercury), 444 nucleotides long. RefSeq lists its product as uncharacterized. NCBI's taxonomy places the organism in Eukaryota, Viridiplantae, Streptophyta, Magnoliopsida, Malpighiales, Euphorbiaceae. The record is from RefSeq and is a predicted model, not a curated record. The coding region runs from base 283 to 444 and encodes 53 amino acids. The transcript has 2 exons.
CAGCCGAAUUAGAAAAGCCCAACAAAAGAAAAUCAUAAUUAUUUGGAUCCGAAUUUGUACCCGCCAUCCGUUGUGAACCCGAAAUAAGACAUCACUAAAAUUGAUCGCUCAGUUAAAAGUAGAUUAUAAGCACUGUCUUGUCCGUUGCCGAGAAUUUGAAGAUCGUUGAUUGUUAUUCUCUUCUUCUUCCUCAUAUUGAAUUUUCUUCCGCAUUUAAUUCGCUGUUUGCUUAUCAACUUUCCCCUGGGUCUUUCAGAUCUUUACCCUUGGGUUUAAAUAGCCAUGAACUGGAUCCAACGCAAGAUCUAUCUCUAUAAUGUCACUUUUGGUCUCUUUAUGUUGGAUUGGUGGGAGCGCUACCUUUUCAAUACUUUGAUGGUUGUGUUGAUGUGGUUCAUCUUUUACAAUACUUCAAGAUAUGUCACUGAUAUCUACAAGAGGUAA